CGAUGAUCGCCAAGCUCAAGCUGCGGUGCGGCGCGCAGUUCACCUCGAAGCUGGAGGGCAUGGUGACCGACAUGAACCUGUCGCAGGACAUCCAGUCCGCCUUCGCCGAGCACGUCAAGGACAAGGAGCUCGAGCUCGACACCGACCUGACGGUGCAGGUGCUCACCACCGGCUUCUGGCCACAGUACAAGUCGGACGAGCUCAAGCUGCCAAAGGAGAUGCUGCAGUGCGUCGAGACCUUCAAGGCCUUUUACGACUCGCACACCUCGCACCGCCGGCUGCGGUGGGUGCACUCGCUGGGCUCGGCGACCGUGGUGGGCAAGUUCACGGCCUCGGGGAAGAGCAAGGAGCACGACCUGCUCGUCUCCACCUACCAGGCCUGCAUCCUGCUGCUCUUCAACGAGGCGGACUCGAUGACCUUCUCCGACAUCCAGGGCCACCUCAACCUGCCCGCCGAGGAGCUCAAGCGCUACGUGCUCUCGCUCUGCGGCGGCAAGUACAAGAUCCUGACCAAGGAUCCGGCCGGCAGGGAGGUCGCGCCGACCGACACGCUGAGCUGCAACGCCACCUUCUCCGACCGCCACCAGCGGAUCAAGGUGCCGAUGAUCGCCCCCAAGAUGACGCAGGAGGAGAAGGACGCGGCGCUGAAGCAGGCGGAGCUGGAGCGCAAGCAUGUCGUCGAGUGGGCGAUCAUCAAGGUGAUGAUGCGCGAGAAGCGGGUGGAGCACGAGGGUCUGGCUGAGCAGGCGCAGGACUGGAUCAGAACGAGGCCAAGCACGGGCUUUCACAUGGCGAGGGAUUACUUCGACGCGAUGGUCGUGGACCUCAUCCGCCGGGAGUACCUGGAGCCCGAGGCUCCCGAGCGUCCUCCCGGGAGUGGCAGCUUCUACAAGUACCUAGCUUGAUGGCUCCAGCGGUGGCCUGACUGACUGAGCCUUACGAUCCGUCCGGACAGCAUUCGCCGCUGACGUACGUCACGUCGAGACGGUGGAGGUCGAGGGCCUCGCGUACGAAGUUGUGGACGGAUCCGAUCUGUGACGUACGAUCCCGUAUAUACGUGCAUGACGGAAAUCGCUUGGC
Messenger RNA from Emiliania huxleyi CCMP1516, 1080 nucleotides. RefSeq lists its product as hypothetical. Gene Ontology annotation, molecular function: ubiquitin protein ligase binding. Gene Ontology annotation, cellular component: cullin-RING ubiquitin ligase complex. The annotation marks the transcript as partial. The transcript has a single exon. The record is from RefSeq and is a predicted model, not a curated record. Gene Ontology annotation, biological process: protein ubiquitination; ubiquitin-dependent protein catabolic process. Lineage: Eukaryota; Haptophyta; Isochrysidales; Noelaerhabdaceae.